This is a messenger RNA of Knipowitschia caucasica, 1125 nucleotides long. Lineage: Eukaryota; Metazoa; Chordata; Actinopteri; Gobiiformes; Gobiidae. The record is from the annotation of a GenBank genome assembly.
AUGCCCAUGGGCCUGACCAACUCCCCUGCUACAUUCCAACGUGUAAUGGAGCUGGUUCUGCGCGGACUCCCGUGGCAGGUCUGUACGGUGUACUUGGACGAUGUGUUAAUAUUCAGUCCUACGUUUGAGGAGCACAUGUUCAACCUGCGGGAGGUGUUUUCUCAUAUCCAGGCAGCGGGUCUCAAGCUCAAUCCCCAGAAGUGUCACCUGGCUCGGGAUCAUGUGGUGUUCCUUGGCCACGUCGUUUCCAGUCGGGGCCCGCAGCCGGACCCCAGGAAUACUAACAAGGUCAAGUCAUGGCCCACACCACGUUCGCCCACAGAGCACAAGGAGGCGCGCCGUCAUACUAAUGCGGAUGCCCUCUCACGGCGCCCCGAAGGGGUCCUGGGCCCUGCCCCCCUGGUCAAUGUGAUAAGCUCCUCUCCAGCGCCACACUCCGCUCCUAUUGAUGCCCAGGUCAGGGUGCACUCUCCGCCGGUGCCCUCCCCACCGGUGCCCUCUCCGCCUGUGCCCUCUGCGCCUGUACCCUCUCCAUCCGUGGCUCCUCCUGUGGGUGGAGAACUCUGGCAUUCACUGAUGGGUGACAGUGACUAUAUUGCCAGGCUUCAGAGGGAAGAUCCGGACAUUGGUACUGUAUUGGACUGGAUCAGGGCUGGGGGUUCUCGUCCACCAAGGGGGCAGUUGCGUGGCUCGCGGUGGCUGCGGAAAUUGUGGCCGGAGUUCCCCAGGCUUUCCCUGGUGGGGGAGCUUCUUUGCCGGACAGUUUAUCCCUCUCCUGCGGGGGAACCCCAGCAUCAAGUUGUGGUGCCGGCAUCGCUGGUUCCAGAGUUGUUAAGCCAGUUGCACUGCGGCCCUGUUUCUGCACAUUUUUCAGCGGAGAGAGUGUGGAUGCAGGCCAGGACUGUCUGUUAUUGGCCCUCCAUGCUCAAAGACAUUAGGCAGUGGUGUGAACAGUGUGUACCAUUUCAGACUCGCAAAGCCCCUGUACCUAAACACAGGGCUCCGAUGGGAGGGUUGCAGACUGUGCGUCCGUUUCAGCGUGUGGCUAUGAACAUUUUGGAACUUCCGAAACGUCUCAGAAGCGGAAGUGCUGCACAGACUGAAGAACUGAAGACUGACUGGUGA